CAUUGUUUCUUCUUGAUUCUUCGCUGUGGCAUCUUUGAUUUGGUUCCAGGGGUUUACCCCCCACAAGGGAAGGAGAUAAUGCACUAAAUUAGUGCAGAGAGAGAGAGAGAGAGAGAGAGAGAGAGAGAGAGAUGUGUACAUUGGACGUUUCAAUUGGAGAGAGAGAGAUGUAUACAUUAGACGUUUCAAUUGGAAGAGUACAGCAAUAUUUAGUAAGGAGUGAUUUAUGGAAAGAGGAAAUGAUUUCUCAGAGUAUCAGAAAUGAAGUUUUACCAAGUUUAACAAUUGAGAAUAACGUGGCGUCUUGCAGUGACCGCUGCAAAUGAAAAGGAUAACUCCUGUUGUAAGAGCAAUGGAGGUUGAUAUCUUACUCAGUCCCAGAGUAAAUUCGGUGAAACCCUCCAAAACGGUGGCCAUAACUGACCAGGCAACAGCUCUCGUACAAGCUGGUGUGCCUGUUAUCCGAUUAGCAGCUGGAGAACCCGAUUUUGAUACCCCAACUGUAAUAGCAGAGGCUGGGAUGAGUGCAAUACGCGAAGGCUACACGAGGUACACUCCAAAUGCGGGGACCCUAGAACUCCGCUCAGCAAUUUGCAAAAAGUUGAAGGAGGAGAAUGGGAUUUCUUAUACACCUGAUCAGAUUCUCGUGAGUAAUGGAGCGAAGCAGAGCGUCCUUCAAGCAGUACUAGCUGUUUGUUCACCCGGAGAUGAGGUCAUAAUUCCAGGUCCAUUUUAUGUGAGUUACCCAGAAAUGGCAAGGCUGGCUGAUGCGAAACCCGUGAUUCUUCCGACCCACAUCUCUGAAGAUUUUCUCUUGGACCCAAAGCUCCUAGAAUCCAAACUCAGUGACAAGUCUAGACUCUUGAUUAUUUGUAAUCCAUCUAACCCGACAGGAAGUGUUUACCCAAGGAAACUGCUAGAACAGAUCGCUCAGGUUGUGGCAAAACAUCCUCGGCUUUUGGUGCUAUCUGAUGAAAUUUAUGAACACAUUAUUUAUGCACCAGCUACUCACACAAGCUUUGCAUCUUUGCCAGGCAUGUGGGAGAGGACUUUGACUGUCAAUGGGUUUUCCAAGACCUUUGCAAUGACUGGAUGGAGACUUGGAUACUUAGCUGGUCCUAAACACUUUGUUGCGGCAUGUGGAAAGAUACAAAGCCAGGCCACUUCAGGUGCCAGUAGUAUAUCCCAAAAAGCAGCUGUUGCUGCUUUAGGAAUGGGUUAUGCUGGUGGAGAAGCAGUUGCUACUAUGGUCAAAGCAUUUAAGGAGCGGCGAGAUUAUUUGGUUCAGACUUUUGGUGAAUUGGAAGGUGUUAAAAUAUCAGUGCCACAGGGAGCUUUCUAUAUCUUCCUUGAUUUCAGCUCAUACUAUGGAACAGAAGCUGAAGGCUUUGGUAUGAUCAAAGACUCUGAGUCCCUAUGCCGCUAUUUGCUGGACAAGGGUCAGGUCGCUGUCGUCCCAGGCGAUGCAUUUGGGGAUGACACCUGCAUCCGUAUCUCCUAUGCUGCAUCUCUUUCCACCAUACAGGCUGCAGCGGACAGUAUCAAGAAUGCACUUUUAUAUCUUAGACGUGCCGUCCCUGUCUAGCUUAGAUGGUAACUAUGCUAUUGUGGCUGUACUGAUUCUGUAAUCGAAGACAUUUUUUUUUUUUUUGUGUGGUAAUUAUAUCAUGAUCUUGAUUGAGGAGAUCUGCAUUCCUAUUGCACUCAGUAAUAAUCAAUUGGAAAUCUUGAAUGACUAAUCAAGAUAAACACAUAUCCACUGGUCUGUAAUCUCCUCUCUAUUGUUGUACGGAUUAUCCUGUAUCAAUUUGUUAUCUUCGGCUGCGGGAUUUAGCUUGGACAUUCGGAAGUUGCUUGUGUAGAAGCUCUUGCUUGAUGUGCAAGUCGUGUAUUGAAUAAAUAUUUUUGCCAAAUCAGGCUCAUUCG
This is a messenger RNA of Rhododendron vialii, 1926 nucleotides long. Its product is annotated as bifunctional aspartate aminotransferase and glutamate/aspartate-prephenate aminotransferase-like. Bases 323 to 1585 code for a protein of 420 amino acids. Gene Ontology annotation, molecular function: pyridoxal phosphate binding; catalytic activity. NCBI's taxonomy places the organism in Eukaryota, Viridiplantae, Streptophyta, Magnoliopsida, Ericales, Ericaceae. The transcript is spliced from 11 exons. Gene Ontology annotation, biological process: biosynthetic process. The record is from RefSeq and is a predicted model, not a curated record.